Molecule: messenger RNA, 840 nt
Organism: Lasiosphaeria miniovina
Lineage: Eukaryota; Fungi; Ascomycota; Sordariomycetes; Sordariales; Lasiosphaeriaceae
Exons: 6
Coding region: 1-840 (279 amino acids)
Source: RefSeq, a predicted model, not a curated record
AUGCACCAACGGUACGAGGCAGUCGAAGAAGCCCAUACCAAAAACUUUGCCUCGAUCUUGGACUUUGGCGCCGACGCCGACGCCAACGCCAACAGUUCCAAAGAGCAAACAAGAAAUGUCUGGCCGUCAGAUAGCGACAAGUUACGGAGAGAGGCAAAGCGAAAGCUUUGGAAUUGGGUUGCAUCGCCUGGUGGCAUUUUCCACAUCUCAGGAAGAAUGGGGUCUGGAAAAUCCACCUUGAUGAAGCUUCUGGUUGAAAGCGAAGAAAUGCGAGCAAAGCUGGAAGAAUGGACCGGUGACCGAGCUUUUGUUUUGCAGAAGUCGUUCGCGGGCCUUCUCCGGUCCCUCCUCCACGACGCGUUAAAGUGCUGCCCGGGCCUCAUAUCCAAUGUCAUGCCUGAGACCUGGAUGCGUGCUGGUAACGUUCCGUGGCACGACCAAUCCGCACUCGAGAUCAACAACAAGGAGGUCAGAGCGGCUUUUGACCGGCUAUUUCAGCAACCCGACCACUGCUUCUACUUCUUCAUCGAUAGACUAGACGAGUUCAUGGUCGACACUUUGAACGGCUAUCGCGAGGAAAACGUCUUCAUGAACAACUUUGACGCCGGAAACAGAAUUCGGCUUCACGAGCUUACUGCAAAGGAUAUGAAACAGUAUGUUGAAGACCGGCUACAGGGUAUCCCGCAACAGGAAAGAUCUUUCCUGGUGUCGGAGAUAACUUCCAAGGCCGAUGGCAUAUUCCUUUGGGUAACCUUAGUGGUGAGGACGGUGCGGGAGCAAAUCGAAAACGGCAUCGAGCUCCCGGAUCUGAUGACCUCGCUCCUGGAGGAAGAGUCAUGA